AUGCCAUCUCAACAACAACGAAACAGUAGAAGAACGAGGGGCUAUCCCACAGCCUCCGAGAUUCGAGGCCGUAACUGUAUGAUGCGGGAGCAAGAUGAUGAGCGAAUUCUUGACAGUGUCAUGAGUUAUUCUUCCUUGAGAGAAGAAGAGCAAGAACGGACCUUGACGCGGUUGACUCCCCUGAGAGGUUACGAAGAACUGUCGGAACGACCAUCAGCAUCCACAAACACAAACACACCACCGAGACCAACAACAACAACAACAACAACAAGAUCCUCCACUGCUGGUGGUGGAAAGGCUCGUCCUGUCUGUCAUUUUUUUGCCCUGAAUGGAUCCUGCCGCAAUGGUGAUAACUGUGCCUUUUCCCAUAACGUUACUCCUGGAGACACUCGAUCAGUCGUUUGCUCGUUCUUUCGCAAGGGCAAUUGUCGAUACGGAGACUCGUGCCGCUUUAGUCACAAUGAUGGCAAUGAUAAUUAUGAUGUUGAUGUUGAUCAACAUCCUGCAACAGCCCCUUCAGUAGUAUGCCAACCUUGCAAUGACAAUGAUAACACGUCUACAACACAACAAGAUGACGAUGAGGACGAAGAAUUGAUGUGUGGUAUUUGCAUGGAGCAUCCUACCAAAUUUGGAUUGCUCAGUUGCUGCGAUCACGUCUUUUGCUUUGAAUGUCUCAUGGAAUGGCGAUCUUCCUGUGGCAAGGAAGAAGUGUACGCCGAACAAAAGUCCUUGGUCAAGGUGUGUCCCGUGUGUCGGACGCACUCGGAUUACGUGCUUUCGAGUUAUACCUACGCCAAGACGGGAAAUGGCAAACAGGACUUGAUGGAGGCCCACAAGCUUCGAUUGUCUCAGAUUCCCUGCAAACGAUUCAAUGGAGAUUUGGGGUCUUGUCCCUUUGGAAGGGAUUGCUUUUAUCGGCAUUGGGAUGAUUAUGGAAAUGAUAUUAAGCAUUUGGAUCAAAGCAAGCAAGACAUUCAAGAGGAAUUGGAACGCCGCAAACUACGACGACAGCUACAUUUUCAAUCUCAGCAGAAUAUUGACGCGGAAUUGGACAUCUUGGAAGCCCAACUAGCCCUUUUGCAAUUGGGACUGGCCUCCUUUGCCUUUCAACUGGACAUUUAA
Molecule: messenger RNA, 1122 nt
Organism: Cylindrotheca closterium
Lineage: Eukaryota; Bacillariophyta; Bacillariophyceae; Bacillariales; Bacillariaceae
Source: the annotation of a GenBank genome assembly